UUUGCACAUUCCUACGCUAGACGGCCGACGUUGCUUUUUCAAAAUGGCGGUGUCUCUCGUUUUGUUGUUGUGGACAACGGCUUUGGGAUAAAAGUGCGCCAUGAAUUUAGAGCAUCUGUCGCAUUGCACAAACCAUUUUUCGCACACAACGUUUUUAUUGGGCUGCCACAGUAAUAAAAUUUGGGAGAAAAUUUUACAAGAAAUAAAAACAAACUGCACAAGGACCAUCUUGAUGAGAAGUGGGCGGAUGGCGGAAUGAGAGACCCCCCAGCCCCAGGAGGAGGAGGGCAGUUGUCGGAUGCCCGGCUGGUAGCCCCCCCAAAAGCGGAGGGCUUUGAUCCGGACGACUACAACGAGUGGGAGUUGGGCAUUGGGGAUCUCAUCAUUGAUCUGGAUGCUGACAUAGAGAAGAGUAACCGGCCUCCCAUGGCCUCCCCACCCACCCCUGUCGAACACCAGGCCACGGUGGAUAAGGGCCUGAAGAUGAAGAUAAAGCGCAAGAACAUGGCAAAGCAUGAGAUUGUUAAAGCCCAAUCCCCCCCUGCUGCUGCAAAGCACUCCAAGGCCAGUCGCAGCAGUUCCCAUAAGAAGAAAAUUAAAGUGGAAAAUGGGGCCCCCUCCUCACCUCAUAUCUCUGACCAUUCCUCUGUCGAACAACCAAAGAAGGAAGACGAAAACCAUGCAGAAGAAGCGGAAAGCAAGGUUGAGGAGAAGGAGUGUGGCAUACCGGAACGCAAAGACAGCGGUGUAUUGUGCAGUUCCGUUGGGACGAUCACAGAGCCUGACUGUUUGGGUCCCUGUGAGCCGGGCACCAGCGUUACCCUAGAGGGCAUCGUUUGGCAGGAAACUCAUGGAGGGGUGCUAGUGGUGAACGUGACUUGGCGGGGCAAGACAUACGUGGGAACAUUACUUGACUGCACUCGACACGACUGGGCUCCUCCCCGCCUGUGUGAUUCUCCUACGAGUGACGUGGACUGUGGCAAAGGCCCCAAAGGUGGGAGGGGGAAGCGGCGGGGUCCGCAGGACGAUACACGCACCCCAUCUCACGGAAAGUUACGCAAUGGCAAGGGACGUCGCUUUCCAGCCCCCUGCUCGCCGUGCUCUCCAGCCAAGGCGGGGGACAAGCGUCGAACUCGACCCAGUGACUUGGAGUUGAGCCCCACCACGAAAAGACCGAGGUCGCGUAGCACACCAACUCCCGAGGCAUCUCAACCUCCUUCCCCUGCCCUCAUUGAAUGUCCUGAGCCCAACUGCAGCAAAAAGUACAAGCAUAUAAAUGGUCUGCGUUAUCAUCAGACUCACGCUCAUGGUGAGGCAGCAUCCACAUCUGUCCCUUCUGAUGCAGAGGAAGAGAGGGGUGAAGCUUCCUCACCCGUUACAGUGAGCAUACCUACGGCCAAUGUUUUCUCUCACCCAUCCUCGGGAACUCCCGUGACAGCUGCUCCCGUGACAGCUGCUCCCGUGACAGUGGCUCCUGUGACUGUGGUUCCAGUGACAGUGGCUCCAGUGACAGUGCCCCCCGUGACAGUGGCCCCCGUGACAGUGGCCCCCGCAACAGUGGCCCCCGCAACAGUGGCCCCCGCGACAGUUGUCCCCGCGACAGUGGUCCCCACAACAGUUGUCCCCGCGACAGUGGCCCCCGCGACGGUGGCCCCCGCGACAGUGGCACCCGUUACAGUGGCUCCCGUGUCAGUGGCUCCUGCAACAGUAAAUACUGCAACCGUGAGUCCUCCAACAGUGAGCUCUGCGACAGUGAGCCAAAUUACAGUGAGCCCUGCGAUCGUGAAACUUGCAUCUAUGAACCCUGUGGUAGUGAGUCCUGUGUUAGUGAACCCUGCAGCAGUGAAUCCCAUUGCAGUGAGUCCUACGAAGGCGAAUCCUUCAGCAGUGAGCCCUGCACCGUUGCCGCCUUCAAGUGUGGGUCCAGCGGUGCCUGUUGCUGCAGAACCAACAGAUAAAGCAAAGGUGAAGCAGGAACCUCCACCGAGUGUCCCAACAGCGGAUGCGAGUCCAGAAGCUGUGAAAAAGACGAAACACAAGAAGAGCAAGAGCAAGCGGUGCGAGGGUGAAGAAACGAGCUUGUCGGAUGCGCUGGAGAACGUUCAGAGCCCAGCCUACUCGGACAUAUCGGAUGCCAAUGACUCCGAGGGCAAAGACGACGAAGAACAGCACCCUUACUUCCCAUAUUAUAGUCAGCCCUUUUUGGAGGGGGACAAACAAGAGCCAGUUGUGAAGAAGGAGCCCUGGAGAUCACCCACCAAAGAGACAGAGAAAAAAGAGGAAUUUGGAACAACGCAGUAUCCGUAUCCACUUUGUGGAUAUGGCUAUCCUUAUGACCCUUCCUACCAGGUGCAUGUUGUGGAGCCACAGCUGAAACCAUACACUGAGCCGUACAGCCCUCGUGAACAGUCCUCCAAAGAGAAGAAAAGUCCCUCCAAAGAGAAGCACCUCAAAGAGAAUGCCGAGCUCAAGAACAACACGGAGAAAAAAUUUUCCCCUUAUGAGACACCGUAUGACCAACGGCGCUAUCUAGUGCUGCAGCAGAGUGGCAAGGAAGAAGGACGUGAGAAUACGGCCAAGACAAGUUCCAAGAGGCCCCCCUCCAAGGAAUCGGAAGGUCAGAAGCCAACCAUGGAGACGACGGGGCCUCCACCAGGGGGCUACACGUACCUCCACCCGGGGUACCUGGCUGCCCCCUCACACUUCCCACCUCCUCCCUUUGAUCCCAUGUACCGAGGUCUCCCUCACUAUGGGGGCUCUCCAUACCUCCGCUUUCAUGUACCUGAGGUUGGCCAACCACGGGGACCUCCUCCUCGAGCGACCGCCCCCAAAGCCUUGGAUCUCCUUCACCAAGUGUCGCAGCACUACGGGAACGGGGGCACCAGCAGCCCACACAAAAUACACGAGCUGCAGGAGAGAGCUGCUCCUUCCCCCAAGGGGGGAGAUGAAGGGGAUCAAAAUACUCCACCCCCGAGCAACUCUCAGCAGAGGGGGGAAGAGGGAACCAACCGAUCACCUCCUCCUCUUCGUCAUUUGCACACACACCACCACACCCACGUGGGAGUGGGUUAUCCUCUUUAUGAUCCCUAUGGAGCAAUGAUAGUGAGUCAGCAGGCAGCAGCAGCGUGCGCAGUGGCUUCCAACCUGCACCCGUUUGUGCCCAAGUGAAGUCUAGUCGCAAGGUGCUGGUGGUGGUCAAUUUUUAUCCUUUACUCUGUUACAAAAAGCCAGCCUUUCUUUGAGCUCACCAUUAGUGAAAAUUUCACUGCCUUUAAUGACUGUUGUUAAACCCAAUUAUUGUUACAGAGUGUUUUUAACUCUGGUAGACGGGUUGUUGUCAGCCACAAGGUGUACUUUCUAGGCAGCACCUGAAACACCCUGCUUUACUUUUUGCUUGAGUAAUGACGAGCGUAUUGUGGACCACCACCUCAAGUGGCACCAUCCUGUGAUCUCUGCUCUGUGUGUACAUAGAGAAAAACACUGGACUCUUUAUUAUUACACUGCCAGUGUGGGACACUUUGUGAAUGUACAGUUGACAGCAGGUGUCUCUAAGUGUUCUUUUAAAAGCUUUGCUAAAGGGAGAUUUGUACCAAGCCUUUUGUGCUGCAUCUUUUUGGUUGUCACAGCGGUGUUUCACCUGAUAGUAUUGGGUGAACGUCUUAAUUGGGUUAUGCAAUUCGUUUGGUUGCUCCAGACAGCUUGAAAAAAAAAAAAACUGUCACACGCUUUUUAUCAUGCUCACCCAACGUCACCAUCUUUGUUCCACCAAGCCAUAUAGACAGAGCUUGCUCAUUAUGUUUUCCCUCAAAACAGUCUGCCAAGGGUCUCGUACACCAUCAACUAGGGGUGCAGUUUCAGAAACUAUGUCAGUUGGCAUAGAGAAUUAAAGAACGACUGUGUUCAUAUUCAAUUACAACUCUAAUCUCAAAAUCAUGGCUAGGCUAGUUAGAGUCUCACUUUUACCUACAUUUUUCCACAGAAAGCAUGCAUAUGAAGAUCAGGUGAAACACCCCAUGCGUUUUUUUUUUUUUUUCAGAGGUGCAUGUGUGCCAUACAUCCUUCCGUUGACAGCGGAUGUUGUCUGCGUGUAGAUGAAAGCAGCUUAACCACAUUUUUUUCAAAUGAUGUAACGAGUUUACUAUUAGUUCCAAGCACAGUUUCAUGAUGAUUCCCAUGGAAGCUCUUCUUUCGGCUGUCUAUUUAAAAGGGCCUUUUUAUUUAUCGAGUGUGUGCAGUGCUGGAGAAACCUCAGUUGUACAUAGUGUUACAUACUUUGUGCAAGUCCCUUUCACUGUAAGCUAUAGUUGAUCACAACAACAGAGUGUUCUCAACAUUA
Messenger RNA from Ornithodoros turicata, 4336 nucleotides. RefSeq names its product zinc finger protein 608-like. The transcript has 11 exons. Bases 256 to 3168 code for a protein of 970 amino acids. The record is from RefSeq and is a predicted model, not a curated record. Lineage: Eukaryota; Metazoa; Arthropoda; Arachnida; Ixodida; Argasidae. Gene Ontology annotation, biological process: regulation of transcription by RNA polymerase II. Gene Ontology annotation, cellular component: nucleus.